GCUCGUUUUCACUUACAACUUCUUCCCGCUGAAUGCGUUGUACAGAGCGCAUACAUACAUAUACAUACGUAUAUUCAUAUACAUAGGGCCUCCUCUUGAGUCGGUAACAACUGCUUCAAACCGGUCAUCAUGGCUUCUCUUAUUGAUUUCACCUCGGGCAACUGGUCAUAUUACACCAUCCCGGCCGCCUUCUUUCUCUGCAUGUUGCCAAACGCCUACGCCACCAAGUUGGCAGGCAGGAACUAUGACAUUGCGAACCCUCGCAAGACCGAGGAACUCUGCGCCAAAGACACCUCGCUAGACAAAGUCACCCUCCAGCGCAUCUCGCGCGCCAGGGCGGCGACCGCCAACGGAUUCGAGACGCUUGGCCUGUACGCCGCCGCCGUCGUGGCCGGCAACGUCGCGGGGCUGCCCACCGAGCGCAUGAACAAGCUGACGCUGGCCUACCUCGGCUCGCGCGCCGCCUACAACUACGUCUAUGUUGUGCUGCAGGACAAUGCGCGGAUGGCCGGGCUGCGGUCGCUGGCGUGGUUGGUGGGAAUUGUGAUCAUAAUGACGCUGUUUGUGUCCGCGGGCAUGACCUUGAACUGAGUCCGUUCGUUGGAGAGCGGAGGGGGUUAGCUAUAAAAAAAAAGGUGCGGUAAUGAUGAAUCAAUAUAUAGUGAGUAUCAUUCGCAGUGGGCAUUUGCAUAGAGUGGAAUUGCUCCGGAAGGGAGUGAGUGAUGGAGCCACAUGGAUCUGACCGGUUGGGUCUCUCCUUUCCCCCCUUUCCGCAGUUUGUUUUUCUUUUCAGCCAGCCGCCCUCCCCGUUCUUGUCUCACUGUUCUCUUCCAAGCUCCGACGAUGUUACGAGGCUACACAUGAGCAAUAAUCAGUAUUCCCACCAAGGUAACUGAGGAAAAGAGGUAAAACGGGGGAAAGAAGAAGAAGAAGGGAAAAAAAAAAAAGGGAAAGAAAUAGGCCCAGGGCCAG
Thermothelomyces thermophilus ATCC 42464 is the source of this 972-nucleotide messenger RNA. RefSeq lists its product as uncharacterized. The record is from RefSeq and is a predicted model, not a curated record. Gene Ontology annotation, cellular component: membrane. Bases 130 to 591 code for a protein of 153 amino acids. The transcript is spliced from 5 exons. NCBI's taxonomy places the organism in Eukaryota, Fungi, Ascomycota, Sordariomycetes, Sordariales, Chaetomiaceae.